Messenger RNA from Lotus japonicus, 1566 nucleotides. RefSeq lists its product as uncharacterized. Bases 1 to 1566 code for a protein of 521 amino acids. NCBI's taxonomy places the organism in Eukaryota, Viridiplantae, Streptophyta, Magnoliopsida, Fabales, Fabaceae. The transcript has a single exon. The record is from RefSeq and is a predicted model, not a curated record. Gene Ontology annotation, molecular function: nucleic acid binding; zinc ion binding.
AUGGAAACCCUGGCCUCCAACCCCCCAGAUGGAGGCGGUGGCAUGCCAAAUGUGGCGCAGCCGCGAGAGGAGGCAACAAGACCAUCACGACCUUCCUUUAGAGACAAGCUUAUGGGCGGGGCUAAGGCGGCAGACCCGAAGGAGAGGGUAGAUUUAUUUAAGCAAGGCAAGAUGAAGGUGGAGUUUCUAUACGAGGCCAAGAGACUACCCAGGAUUGUAGUGGACAAGUCAGUGAUAGAGGAUAUGUGUGCGCCUUGGAAGGAGGCACUAGUGGUGUGUCUGCUAGGCAAAAGGCUAGGGUUCAGAGUCAUGAAGAGCAAACUGGCUUAUACAUGGAGGCUCUCAGGAGACUUUGAGUUGUUAGACGUGGGAAAUGGGUUCUUCAUGGUCAAGUUUGAUAUGGAGGAGGACAGGAACAAGGUUAUAGGCGGUGGCCCGUGGAUGAUCUUUGACCACUACCUAGCGGUGGCUACCUGGAGUCCUGAGUUCAUUUCUCCUGCUGCAAGGGUGAAGAAAACGUUGGCGUGGAUCCGUAUCCCGGGACUGAAUGUGGCGUUCUAUGAUGAAAGUUUUCUGAUGUCUGUGGCCCAAGUCAUUGGGAAACCAGUACGAGUGGACAUGAACACGCUGAGAGGGGAUCGAGGUCGUUUUGCUAGAAUAUGUGUGGAAUUAGAUCUUACAAAACCAGUUUAUGGUAAAAUCAUGAUUGAAGAUUUCUGGUAUAACAUAGAGUAUGAGGGACUCCACAUCAUCUGCACUAAGUGUGGAUGCUAUGGGCAUAGAAGUAGAGAGUGCACUACUCCAGUGGUAAUGGAAGAGACAGUAGGAGUCCAGACGAUGGAGAGCGAGCAGACAGAAGGAGGAAUCGCCGGAGUUGCUCAUCCGGGAAACGCCGUCAGAGAGGGUAUGGAGACAAGCACAACCGACAUCAGAAAAGAUAUUGAAACGGUUAAUCUUGCAGUUAUGGGAACCCCGGAAAUCGUGGAAAGUAGUAAUGGGGAUUCCAUGGAUUCUAUGAAUCCCAAAGAGAGUGGGCCAACACAGAAAAAGUCAGAGUUAAAACUGAAACCGCCAGAAGAGAUUUUUGGUGAGUGGAUGGUGGUAUCUAGGAAGAAAAAGAAACAACCGAAACAAUUGCCGCAAAAAGGGGGAUCCAAAGAUUCCAUGGGCAAAGCCAUUAAUGCUCAUCAUGGCCAGCAAAAAGCAAAACCUAAUCAUGCGGCUAUGAAAAUCAAUGAGAAGAAGUCAGCGCCUCCAACUUUUCAACCUAAAAGUGUGGAAGGCCUCAAAUUUGGUAUGGGAAGUGGGCCGCAAUCAGAGCCAACCGUGGACAAUAAGAAGAGACGGGCACGUGGAGAUGAAUGGGAGAAAGUAGUGCAGGACAUGAGGAGGAAGGAAAUAAAAAUGGGGCCCACUAGUGCAUCUAAGUUUGUAUUUGGGGAUGCAAGCGGAAAUGAUAAGAAGGUGAAGGACCAAAGCGUCAGUGCCAACGACGGUGUCGACGUUAGCAACAAAGAUGCUCCAGGCUCAAGCAGGUCUGCAGGAAUCCAAAUUAAUGAAUCCUAG